GAACUUCCCACCCACUGACGGGCUUCCCAUCUCUCUUCCUUCGCUCUGCCUCGACCUGUCUCUAUCCAACCAUUCCUCCUCUUGCAACGGCCCACCUGGAGUCGGGUCAAUCGUUGCUUUGUCGUCGGGCGCCUCAGUCACCCACUCUCCUUGCAAACAAUCGACCCUCGCACCACCCCCCUCCCGCGCCAGUCCCUCUCACGGAUACCCUUCUGCUACGCGCCAACGAGCCCUCCAGUCGUAGCUCCCUUGCUGCCAUCCAGCCGACGACAGAACUACUGCACCUGGCACACGCUCCGGUGACAGAGCUGGUCUCAUCCUGGUCAAGAUUUGUGUACCAGUGCAAGAGGAGUUGGCGCUGCUGUGCAAGCUGCUCUCUCCCAGAAAUAGAUUGCACUUAUUCUACCCGUUGCCUGCCCUGCCUGUCCCAUCCACCUCUCUCCCUCCCUUCUCUUCUUCACGGCACGACCCUCUCCUCCCUUCGCUGGUGUCCGUCAGGCUCUCGACCAUCAUUUGCCUUUUCGUUGCACAUCAACAUCAGCCAGCAAGGCCUUCCAAGAUCGACUCUCUCGUUGUCGACGUCAAGAUGCCCGCGGUGACCAGACCAGUCCUCCCUCCUCUCCAGACCCCAAAGACCGCCUCCUUCCCCUCCGAGAUCGUCGCAACCCCGAUUUCAUGCGUCUCUGCCGUGGUCAAGCAAGAAAAUGCCAAUCUGAAGACACCCAUUACACCUCCAGUUGCCUACACCGAGUUCCUCAAGGCUCUGACUCCUGUCCUAGCCAGUCCUCCCGUCAGCAGCGGCCUUCAGAGGUCCAUGUCGGAUGAGUCGACAUGCACAAGGCACUCUUUGAUAUCCAACGGGUCCACGUCUUCUAGUCUAUCCUCCAGCAGAAGCGAAAGCCACAAGUCGCCAUCCAGUUCCGUCCCGCCAACUCCGUACUCUCGCAAGACUCCCACUCACUUGAGGCGGCUGCGGAUACCGCAUUCUCCAGCGUUCUCCCCAUCCACCUCCGGACCCUCUCCACGGACUGCCAUGAGCGGCAUGAGCACUGGCACCAUCUACUCUCCGUUCUCGCCAGCGGACUGGAACUGCGAGAGCGCAACCCGACGGUAUUUCGAGGCGCCCAGGAGUGCAUGUUCGAAGUCUGUCAAUGUUCGAUCUGUUGUGACGAGGACCGUCACAUACAAACGGUCCCCGCCCCUCGACCCUGCGCCCAAGGGCAAGAAACGCAAAACCGACACUACAGCUAUGCCACCGCCACCCAGCGCAAAAGACUUUGCCGGCAUCAAAGCAGUUGAUUUCCCUUCAACGCUGAUCGAACCCCACACAACUGUCAUGAGUUCGCCUUCUGCGUCUGCCAGCCCCAGUCCAGCGGUAGUCACUCCUCCCCCGACUGCUGUCGCGUGAGAUGAUCAUCCGGAUGGCCUUGGUAUGAUGGCACAUUUAAUGGGAUUUUCGCAGAGGCUUCACAGAUGAUGGUUGAUCUCUGUGGUCCCCUGCGAAAUGGAAUAUCACGGGAUUUACGACAUACUUUGCUAUCAGUUUUUAUUAUACGUGAUACCACACUACAUGUUUCUGCGAAGGUGCUCGGCGUUUAAGAAACAGCAAACCAACAGUGAACCGAAGGAGUUGAACUGAGAGGCUGAAGCACGCAUUUGGCAUCUUCAAACACUGCAUGAAUGGGAUAUGGCUGGCUAUUCUGGGAUAUUCGACGAGAUUUCUUCAAUUCGGGAGGUUGGCUACGAGGCGGAUACUUUGAAAAGCUCUGAAGAUUUUUGGUGGGACACCCAUGUUUGACUCCGCAGCCGGAUCCUGCGGUCAGAGCAGGGCAAAGGAUGCUCACAGAUCCCGCAAGAUUCUGGGCGGAAUCCGAGCAAGCCAUGCUCUUUCCCGCACACUUGGGAAGCAAGACGCAAACCAACCAAUAAAUGAAACUACCUUGAAAAAGUUUACAUUCUGGAGUCGAGUGUUGUCAGCCAGUGCGCGUCCUCCAUCGCGGCCCUCCAGGGCGACGGACGCAGAAUAGGCUUCAGAAAACACGUGGCACGAGGAUCUCCAGCCGCCAGUCAUCACCAGGUGCUCGCAAUAUGAGUGGACCACGAGUGCUGCUCGAUCACCGAUCCACCUGGGCGGUAUGGCCAUGGGAGAACUUCGAUUCGCUGAGGGUGGUUGCGGGAUUACGUAGGAAAGGCUCAGCGAGCUCUGGAGGAGCUAUCGAGCUCUGUACGAAUAUACUAUGUAUAACAUCCAUGAAAUCCCC
Cladophialophora immunda is the source of this 2261-nucleotide messenger RNA. RefSeq lists its product as uncharacterized. Lineage: Eukaryota; Fungi; Ascomycota; Eurotiomycetes; Chaetothyriales; Herpotrichiellaceae. The transcript has a single exon. Bases 587 to 1408 code for a protein of 273 amino acids. The record is from RefSeq and is a predicted model, not a curated record.